Molecule: messenger RNA, 996 nt
Organism: Camellia sinensis
Lineage: Eukaryota; Viridiplantae; Streptophyta; Magnoliopsida; Ericales; Theaceae
Source: RefSeq, a predicted model, not a curated record
UUUUUUUUUUUUUCAAACGAGAGUUGGUCCUAGAUUUAUUCAUUUAUUUAUUGUAAGAAAUCGAAAUACUCUCAUGUCCUCAAUCCCCUUCAAUCUCUCUCUAAUCUUCUCAGAUUUCGACGCUUAUUCUAUUCAAUUUAAUCGAAACAGAGCUUCAAAAAUCCGAGACCUAAAUGGGAAUUCCAUCGACGAUGAGGGACGCUUGGGCAAACCGAACAAAUUCGCAUUUGAUUGCUUCACCCGCUGAGGAUCAGAAGAUUCUGAAUUCACGCCGUUGCACUCAAGAGGGUGUUCGAGCAGGAGUGAAGGCAGCUUCCAUUGCUUGUGUUGCCAGUGCUGUGCCUACUGUAUGUGAUCUUUAUCACUACUUUCUGUAUUCACUGUGUAUACAAUUUCUGGAUUUAUUUGGGACAUUUUACUGGUUUAUCAGUACACUUUCAAUGUGGGUAUUUGGCAUUCAUAACUGUUCAAUAACAAGAUUGAUUCACAUAAAAACCACCAAAUCGGUAGGUAUCAUUUCAGAUAGAAAACAAUCACUUGCUUUAGGGGGGCCAAGCGAGAAUUUUUGUUGAGAGAGGCAAAGUUAUAACUUAUACUCAACUUUUUCCUAUUUGACAAUCUCAUGUUCAUUAUCUUAAACGAAGAAAAUCCCAAAUAUAUGUGGCCAAUGUGGAAAUUCCGGAGGAGCAAGAACAAAAUUUCAUUCGGGCAAAUCAAAAAUAAGUUUGAAACUAUCGAUAGAAAUAAUAUUUGGACUUUUAGUGGGGAUAAAUUAAUGAUUAAAAAAAAAACUAUAGGCAAAAAUGAUAUUUUCAAAUUUUUAGUGGGGGAACUUUUGUUUUUAAAACCGUAGAUAAAAAACUCAUUUCCCCAAAGCACAGGGGCAAUUGCCUCCACUUGCCUUAUAAUGUGUUAAUGUAAAUUGUGUAAAUGUAAAUUACCACUACCACUCACUCCACCUACCACCUCCACUUCACUCCACCUACCACCUACACC